Molecule: messenger RNA, 708 nt
Organism: Australozyma saopauloensis
Lineage: Eukaryota; Fungi; Ascomycota; Pichiomycetes; Serinales; Metschnikowiaceae
Product: polyamine acetyltransferase
Exons: 1
Coding region: 1-708 (235 amino acids)
Cellular component (GO): cytoplasm
Molecular function (GO): aralkylamine N-acetyltransferase activity
Source: RefSeq, a predicted model, not a curated record
AUGGCCGACUUCCCGCCCAAUUUAUCCAUCCGCCCGCUCACCAUCGAAGACAUCGACCAGUGCGUCUCGCUCGAGUCACGUGGCUUCCCCGAGUCCGAACGGUGUCUGGAGGAAAAGUUCCAAUACAGAUUGACCGUCUGUCCCGAGCUAUGUUCCGGCCUCUUUGUGCGCGAGUACGGCUACAAGUACAACGCCGUCAACUUGCCCGAGGUCGUCGAGAAGUUGGAAAACGAAAAGGCCAGCAGCGGCGACGCCAACGACGAGACCGAGGGUUCUGCCUCCAAAGACGACGAGCCCGACUACGAAGAGGUGCCCGUGAAGCUGUCUGUGGUCAAGGAGACGCUUAUUGGCCACAUCAUUGCCACCAAGUCGUACCUGGACCGGAUCACCGAGCAGUCGAUGGCACUUCCCCAAGAAGGCGACCCCACCAGCGGCCAUGUGGAGCAGUCCAGACACAUUGGCGUGCACAGUGUGGUGGUGGACGAGAAGUGGCAGGGGAAGAACUUGGGCACGUUGUUGAUGCACGACUAUAUUCAGAAGUUGUCCAACCAGGACUUGGGCUCCAAGGUGAUCAUCAUCGCCAAGGAGAGCUUGAUUUCGUUCUACGAGAAGAUUGGCUUUGUGAAUCUUGGCCAGAGCGAGUGCACGCACGGCGGAGCUGUGUGGUACGACUUGUCGAUUGAUUUGGUGCCACAAGACGAUGAAUAG